This is a messenger RNA of Eurytemora carolleeae, 1845 nucleotides long. Its product is annotated as zinc finger protein ZFAT. Gene Ontology annotation, molecular function: RNA polymerase II transcription regulatory region sequence-specific DNA binding; DNA-binding transcription factor activity, RNA polymerase II-specific. The record is from RefSeq and is a predicted model, not a curated record. Gene Ontology annotation, biological process: regulation of transcription by RNA polymerase II. The transcript has 3 exons. Gene Ontology annotation, cellular component: nucleus. Lineage: Eukaryota; Metazoa; Arthropoda; Copepoda; Calanoida; Temoridae. The coding region runs from base 38 to 1465 and encodes 475 amino acids.
GAGAGAAUGGUUGGGGUGGAGAACAUGAAGGAAGAAAAUGAUAAAAAAUAUUGAUACUAAUGACGAGAUUCAAGAAGAAAUCUAUCCAGCGUUUACGGUAGAAGAUACAGUGUAUUAUAGGAAGACAGCCAUUAUUAUGAUAGAAACUCGAGAGGGAAUGGAUGGAAUUAUGAAGGAAGAAGCAAAGAUUGAAAAUAAUGAGAUUAAAGAAGAGACUCCGGAAGAAAUCCUUCCAACCCAUACUGUAAAGGAUAUAUUUAACCUUGGUAAACAGGAAGAACGUGUCAAGAUUGAAAUUACGGAAACUGAAGAUGAAAAAGCAAUAUACGAAGAGGAUUGCCUGCUGUCUGAGUCUAUAACAAAAAAGAGGAAACUAGAAAAAUAUUCUUGUGAUAAAUGUGAGUUUACUGCUAUGUUUCCAAGUAAGCUGAAGGAACAUAUUGGAAGGAAACACGAGGGAGUGAGAUAUCCUUGUAAUAAGUGUGAGUACUCUGCAACUGCAGUUGCAGAUCUGAAAAGACACGUUGCGAAUAAACAUGAAGGGGUGAGAUAUCCUUGUGAUAAAUGUGAGUUCACCACACGUACAGAAAAUCAGCUAAAAAAUCAUAAUAAGAAAAAACAUGAAAUAGUUCGAUAUCCCUGCAGUAAAUGUGAGUUUAUCGCCACGUAUCCAAGUAAACUGAGGGAACAUAACGAAAGAAAACAUGACGGAUUGCGUUAUCCAUGUGAUAGGUGUGAAUACGCGGCAACUACGACGCAAGGUCUCAAAAGACAUAUUUGGUAUAUACAUGAAGGAGUGAGAUAUUUCUGUGAUAAAUGUGAAUUCAGUGCACGUACACAAAGUCAAGUAAAAUCACAUAUUGAAAUAAAGCAUGAAGAAGCUAGAUAUUCUUGUGAUAAAUGUGAAUUCACUGCAACUUAUCCAAGUAAGCUGAAGGAACAUGUUGAAAGAAAACACGACGGUGUAAAGUUUCUAUGUGAUAGAUGUGAGUAUGCUGCAACUACAGCUCGAGAUCUUAGGCGACAUAUCGAGAGUAGACAUGAAGGAGUAAAAUAUCUUUGUGAUAAAUGUGAGUACGCUGCCACUUUUUCAAAUCAACUAAAAGUCCAUAUUGAGUAUGAACAUGAAGGUGUGAGAUAUCCCUGUGAUAAAUGCGAGUUUAAUGCAGCUACAGCAGGCCAUCUGAGAAGACAUAAGGAGAAUAAACAUGAAGGAGUGAGAUAUCCUUGUGAUAAAUGUGAAUAUGCUGCAACUACGGCAGGCAAUCUUCGAAUGCAUAUUGUGAGUAUACACGAGGGUGUUAGAUAUCCUUGCGAUAAAUGUGAGUUCACUGGGGCAACACCAAGUCGAUUGAAAAGACAUGUCGAUAGUAUUCAUGAAAAAGUAACGUUUCCUUGUGAUGAAUGUGAGUACGCUGCAACUCAAGUCGGAGAUUUGAAAAGACAUAAGACAAAAAAACAUUAGCAAAGAUUUUUCUUAUGUCUUUUAUGUUUUAACUCUUAUAUAACCUUUUCACUUCUGAAACCCCAAUGCUCUCCAAACUUUAUUUUACAUAGUUCACUCAGACUGUAAAAUGUUAUGGAAUCAAGGUUUUGCUUUUAACAACGCCUGAAAAGUGAACAUUCCUAAAAUUGUUAAAUAAUUUCAUGGAAAAAUGUACUAUUUUAUAAUCAAAACAAGUUCUUUCAAUUUUUUUAUUCUACAAAGUACAAUUUUUAUUCUAAAAGUACAAUUAGUUUAAUUGAUUAUGAAGUAUCGUUUAAAAACGUUAUUAUUUAAUUAUUUUGUUGUAAUGUGUUUAGAAAAAUUUGAAUGUUGAAAAAUUGAUUUCUGAAAAUAUUCCA